UAUAUAUUCCAACAACCUCGAGAGAGGAAACGCCUUUCAACGCUAGAUUAUUUACCCGUGAGCGGAAAAUUUCAGUGCUGAGAUGGCGUCAUCGUCGUCGGUGGUGUAUGCAGAUGUUCCAUCUCCACUCCCUCCCUUGCCCGAGAAACGGAUAGUCGUAGGUUUUGGUGGGGUUGGCGUCGACUACUUGGCUACUGUGGUCACAUUUCCUAAACCCGAUGAUAAGAUCCGCAGCACGAGCUUGAAGGUUCAAGGAGGUGGUAAUGCAGGGAAUGCUCUAACUAGUGCAGCACGGUUGGGUCUGACCCCAAGGGCGAUUUCUAAGCUUGCUAAUGAUGCUCCGGGGAGAAUUGUGCUAGAAGAACUAGAAGCUGAUGGUGUAGAUACUUCUUAUAUUGUGGUUUCAGAGGAGGGAAAUUCAUCAUUUACCUAUGUUAUUGUUGACAAUGAAACGAAAACUCGUACUUGUAUCUUUACUCCUGGACACCCUCCAAUGACUCCAGGCGACCUCUCCCAAUCAAGUUUGAUCUCUGCAUUGGACGGUGCAAGACUUGUCUAUUUUGAUGGAAGAUUUCCUGACACCGCUUUAGUUGUUGCAAAAGAGGCAACUUGCAUGCAAAUACCUAUUUUAAUUGAUGCAGAAAGGAAGAGGGAGGGAUUGGAUGAUCUUCUUAAUCUUGCAGAUUACGUUGUGUGCUCUGCAAAAUUUCCUCAGGCAUGGACAACAGCCCCAUCAAUUCCAAGUGCACUAGUAUCCAUGAUGCUGAGAUUAUCACAUAUCAAAUUUGUAAUUGUGACCCUUGGCGAGGAUGGCUGUAUAAUGCUUGAGAGAAGCAUGAAUGAACCAGAAUCAAAAGAAAUAGAUGUAGAUAGCUUGCUGGAGUCAUUGAAGCUGAAGAUUGACGGUAAUGAGUUAAUCCCAACAUGUAUUUCAUCCAAGUCGAUGAUGAGGCUGGGCGCUGGUCUGAUCGGUACAGUGAGUGGGAGGUUACUUGUGGGAACCGCAGAGAAGAUACCACCUUCCGAACUCAUUGACACCACCGGUGCUGGAGAUGCAUUUAUUGGGGCAAUCCUUUAUGCUAUUUGUGCAGGAAUGGCACCGGAGAAGAUGUUGCCCUUUGCAGCUCAAGUGGCAGCUGCUGGAUGUAGGUCUCUUGGUGCUCGGACAGGUCUUCCCAGGCGCACAGACCCACGCUUGGAUCCAUUUCUACGUUAGAUCAAACAUAAGGCGUGUUAGAGGAUGAACUCAAGAGGUGAUAGUGGCAACAAGAGGCAUGUAUUGGUUUUGGCGAUUCAACGUUGUUGGGUUCCUUUGCCUUAUCAAGAAAGAAAAUAAGUGGUUGAAUCUCCUAUGGAGUUUGUCAUAAUCAUUGAGAAUGAUGUAUCAAUGCAUGUAUUUCACUUGUGAUACAUUUAAUUAUUUUCACUUGUAAAUGGAGUUUGUCAUAAUCAUUGAGAAUGAUGUAUCAAUGCAUGUAUUCUUUCAAGACCACCCUUGAAAGAAUAAUUAAAAAUUAGGA
Molecule: messenger RNA, 1520 nt
Organism: Magnolia sinica
Lineage: Eukaryota; Viridiplantae; Streptophyta; Magnoliopsida; Magnoliales; Magnoliaceae
Exons: 12
Coding region: 83-1216 (377 amino acids)
Molecular function (GO): kinase activity
Source: RefSeq, a predicted model, not a curated record